GUUGGCAUCAAUUGGUCCAUCCUGCCGGAGAUGGCUCCAGGGACUGCGGCGUGGGCAGCUGUGGGCGCAGUGUCCUUGGUCGCGCUAUAUGUGUAUGACUUGAUUUCGUCGCGGAAGCGAAGUGAGCCGCAAGACGAUGGUGGUUCAGCCUUUCGUGAUGGCCAUGGAGGACUCAUUGGCAACACGCCACUCGUCCUCAUUCCAAGCUUGUCCAAGGCCACGGGCUGCCGCAUCUUGGCGAAAGCAGAGUUCUUGAAUCCUGGUGGAAGCUCCAAGGACCGAGUGGCAAAAGGUAUAAUCGAAGAUGCCGAGGCGAGGCAGUUGUUGCAGGCGGGCGGGACGAUUGUUGAAGGAACGUCGGGCAGCACUGGCAUCAGCUUGGCGCUCUUGGCUCGAGCCAAGGGAUACAAGUGUUUGAUCGUGAUGCCAGACGACCAGGCGAAAGAGAAAGGCGAGCUGCUGCAAAAGUUUGGGGCUACCGUCGAAUUUGUCAAGCCGGCGUCUAUCGUGAAUGCCAAGCACUACGUGAAUCAAGCCCGGCGCCGCGCCAGCGAAAUUGCAGGGGGGUACUUCGCCGACCAAUUCGAGAACUUGGCCAACACAGAGAUCCAUUAUCGCACCACUGGUCGUGAGAUCUGGCAACAAACUCAAGGAACCCUAGAUGGAUUUGUCAUGUCUGCCGGAACUGGCGGCACCAUUGCGGGAGUCUCUCGCUACUUGAAAGAGCAGAACCCGGCCAUUCAAAUCGUGCUGGCCGACCCGCCAGGAUCGAGCCUGUACAACAAGGUCCGACACAACGUGUGCUACGCACCACAACAGUCUGAACGAACCGUCAAGCGCCACCGAUACGAUACGGUGGCCGAAGGUAUCGGCAUUGAUCGGCUUACGGCCAACUUUCUCCUGGCCAACAUUGACGACGCCUACGUCGUGUCGGAUGAGGAAGCUGUCAACAUGUCCCGCCAUCUCUUGGCGGAAGACGGCAUCUUUGUCGGCAGCUCCAGCGCCAUGAACUGCGUCGCUGCAGUCCGACUCGCCAAGAAACUCGGCCCUGGACACAUCAUCGUGACCAUCUUGUGUGAUUCGGGACAGCGCCACUUGACCAAGUUUUGGAACAACGACUAUUUGAAGUCGCAGUGGGACCUGGAAGCCACGGCAACAGACCUUUCCUUCUUAGACCACUCGACAGGGCAGCCGUAGACCUCCACGAUAACGUCACAGAACGCCGGCAAGAUGACCAACUGUGUCGUCAUUAAGAGAAGUCGCCAUGCCUGGACACACA
Messenger RNA from Aphanomyces invadans, 1279 nucleotides. RefSeq lists its product as hypothetical. Gene Ontology annotation, cellular component: cytoplasm. The record is from RefSeq and is a predicted model, not a curated record. Bases 31 to 1197 code for a protein of 388 amino acids. The transcript is spliced from 6 exons. NCBI's taxonomy places the organism in Eukaryota, Oomycota, Saprolegniomycetes, Saprolegniales, Verrucalvaceae. Gene Ontology annotation, molecular function: cysteine synthase activity.